Messenger RNA from Salvia hispanica, 1759 nucleotides. Its product is annotated as transcription factor bHLH112-like. Gene Ontology annotation, cellular component: nucleus. The record is from RefSeq and is a predicted model, not a curated record. Gene Ontology annotation, biological process: regulation of transcription by RNA polymerase II. Gene Ontology annotation, molecular function: DNA-binding transcription factor activity, RNA polymerase II-specific; protein dimerization activity; RNA polymerase II cis-regulatory region sequence-specific DNA binding. Lineage: Eukaryota; Viridiplantae; Streptophyta; Magnoliopsida; Lamiales; Lamiaceae.
CACUUUCAUAUCCCAUCUCUAAACUAAAACUUCUCAUUUCCUACACAAAAGUUGGAACUACAACAACAAUCAAAGUUCAAAAUUUUUGAAAACAAAACUUUUAGCAAGAAUCAUGGAAGAAGAAUUCCAAUCGGUAGUCUGUGGAGGAAAUUGGUGGAACUCUUCAAGAAAUCUCUUCGCUUCAUCGCCGUGCUCCGCCGCAGUCAACGACUCCGGCUGCCUGAACCCUAGCCUCGUCAAAACCGCAAAGUCCAUCAGCAACGACUCCACCGGCUCCGCCUCCUCCGUCGUCCUCCAAGAAGCUCCAAAACCACAAAACAUGCCGAUUGAUUCAACUUUUCACAUGAUUGCCGACGAUAAUUGGAAUCAAGAUUUGAUCCAUGAUAGCGCAAUAUCACAACAAAAUUAUUCUUACAUGAACAAUCUCGAGCUAACGAAUUCCGUCGCAAACACAGCCACGAGCUUCCCGCUGAAUACGACGUCGUACAGCUACACUUCGUCGCUACUGCACACGCUGUUUGAGGCCGAUGAUACUCAGCCUCUUCUCGAAAAUCCGGCGACUAAUUUUGCGUCGCCCCCUAAUUUGAGGCCCUCUUUUCCUAAACAGCAACAAAUUGCUAACAAUUUUCAGCUCAUCAACAACGCUGCUUUCUGGAAUGCGACGGCCGGAGCGAGCUUUCUCCCGUCGUCGACGCCGCAGCUCAUUCCCUCAGCUCUUACUAAACCGAAACUCAAUCACCAGAGCUUCGGUUCAAAGAAUGUUAACCGGAAGGCAGCGGGAGCAGACGCGGUGGCGAUGAAGGAUGGGAGUGAACCUUCAUUGAAGCGUGCAAGAAUCGAAACUCCAUCGCCAACUUUUAAGGUCCGAAAAGAGAAGCUGGGGGACCGAGUUACUGCGCUCCAGCAGUUGGUUUCACCCUUUGGAAAGACUGAUACUGCGUCAGUACUCCAUGAAGCAAUAGACUAUAUAAAAUUGCUCCACGAUCAAGUCAAUGUACUAAGCACUCCUUAUUUGAAGAAUGGACCGCCUCCAUUGCAACGCCAACAGGCUCCCGACAAAAUUAAGGAGCAAGAAGAGCCAAUAUUAAAGGACCUAAAGAGCAGGGGCCUUUGCCUCGUGCCGAUAUCAAGCACUUUUCCGGUGGCUACUGAGACUACCCCCGAUUUCUGGACGCCUACAUUCGGGGGGAGCUUCAGGUAGACAAAAAAGAAAAAUAUAACAAAAAAGAAAAAGGAAAUAAAAAAGAAAAAAAAAAGAAAAAAGGAAAAAAGCGUUGGUUUUAACUUCUCUAGGCCAAGAAAAAGGAUGAUAUAGAGAGAGGAGAGAGAGAGAGAUGUGUGUGUUGCAGAAUUGGAGGCCACAUUGUUGUUUCAGUAUUGAUGAAAAGCAAGACAAGGGAAAGGAUGGGGGAAAAGAGAAAAGGAGAAGACAGCCAAGCUGGGCCAUAUGUAUCAUCAUGAAGGUUAGCAAAUGAUUAAGAAACACAAAAAUACAAUAAAUAAAUUGUUUUAAUUAGUUGUUGAUUUAAGGUGUUGUUGAUGAGGAACGGGAACAAGUGCUAAAUUUAGCUUUAGUUUGAUUAGUUUAGGAGAUCUGAUUAAUUAUAAGCGUAUGCUUUAAUUAUCAGUUUUAAUUUCAGCUGAAUUUAGCAGCUUGUAUGGAGGUUUUGUUCCUGUUUCUAAGUACAACUCAUUUCCAUAUCAUAUUGUCCACCGACUCUUAUUUUAUUUAUGCAUAAAGUUGGAAAAUAUUGAGAUA